Molecule: messenger RNA, 381 nt
Organism: Callorhinchus milii (elephant shark)
Lineage: Eukaryota; Metazoa; Chordata; Chondrichthyes; Chimaeriformes; Callorhinchidae
Product: acetyl-CoA acetyltransferase, cytosolic-like
Exons: 4
Biological process (GO): fatty acid beta-oxidation
Molecular function (GO): acetyl-CoA C-acetyltransferase activity
Source: RefSeq, a predicted model, not a curated record
GAAUCCGAGUGGUAAAGGGUCACUGGGCUGUUUGACCAUGAGAGGAGAUGGAAUAUCACAGCUGAGAACGUGGCGAUGCAGUGGCAUGUGAGUCGAGAGGAGCAGGACAAGUUUGCUGUACAGUCCCAGAACCGAACUGAGGCAGCACAGAAAGCUGGCUAUUUUGAAAAAGAAAUUGUUCCUGUCUCCGUCCCUUCCAGGAGAGGGCCUAUCGAGGUGUCAACCGAUGAGUUUCCCCGUCACGGAAGCACCUUCGAAGCCAUGUCUAAACUAAAGCCGGCUUUUGCAAAGGGCGUAUCUGGCACUGUCACUGCUGCUAAUGCUUCAGGAAUAAAUGACGGGGCCGCAGCUAUGAUUCUGAUGAAGAAAUCAGAAACUGAC